AUGAAUGUACUUUCCUCACUGCUAGAUGUUGCUUCCAGGAUUAAUGUGUUUAGAUUCCACCCAAAAUGCAAAAAAAUUCCCCUCACUCACCUCUGUUUUGCUGAUGACCUCCUUUUGUUCUAUCAUGGAUCACUGGAUUCUGUGGUGGGGGUGGUUAGUUUCUUGGACAAGUUCUAUGAGAUUUCUGGCCUUAGAUUGAAUGCUACAAAGACUGAAUUAUUUACUUGUGGGAUAUCAGAAGAUAAAUUUGAGCUGAUUCAUAGAGCCACUGGUUUUAGGAUUGGUCAGCUUCCUGUUAGAUAUCUUGGGGUGCCCUUGGUCACACGUAAGCUCACUAGCAAGGACUGCUCGGCAUUGCUGGUGAAAAUUAAGGACAAAAUUGAUAAGUGGUCCAGCAGAAAACUCAGUUAUGGGGGUAGACUUCAGUUUAGAGGCAGCGACACCUCUACUAGUGGUGCUAGAGUGAGCUGGAACCAGGUGUGCUCACCUAAAUCUGAGGGAGGAUUGGGCUUAAGGAAGCUUGUUGACUGGAGUAAAGCAUGUUGUCUAAUGCUUAUUAAGUGUAUCCUUGCGGGGGAAGGGUCACUGUGGAUUGUGUGGAUUAAGAGCUACUGUUUUAAGUAUGUUGAUUAUUGGUCUGUGGUUAGUAAACCUCAUUUCAGCUGGAUUCUCAGCAAGUUGAUUAAGCUGAGGGAGGAGGCUGGGCGUUUAUUUAGGCCUUUGGCUAGCUUAUCUCAGGUCAAUGACAGGUGGAUAUGGGAUAGUGUCCGCGAAAGAAGUGACAAGGUUGCAUGA
Messenger RNA from Hibiscus syriacus, 795 nucleotides. RefSeq lists its product as uncharacterized. The record is from RefSeq and is a predicted model, not a curated record. NCBI's taxonomy places the organism in Eukaryota, Viridiplantae, Streptophyta, Magnoliopsida, Malvales, Malvaceae. The transcript has 2 exons. The coding region runs from base 1 to 795 and encodes 264 amino acids.